Triticum aestivum (bread wheat) is the source of this 2842-nucleotide messenger RNA. RefSeq names its product protein PAIR1. The transcript has 14 exons. The coding region runs from base 144 to 2375 and encodes 743 amino acids. Gene Ontology annotation, biological process: embryo sac development; chromosome organization involved in meiotic cell cycle; microsporogenesis. Gene Ontology annotation, cellular component: nucleus. NCBI's taxonomy places the organism in Eukaryota, Viridiplantae, Streptophyta, Magnoliopsida, Poales, Poaceae. The record is from RefSeq and is a predicted model, not a curated record.
CAGUCAGCGGGACGAAACCCACACACCUCUCUCCCUGUGGUUCAAAUUUUCAUUUUCAUUUUCCUUGUGGGUGCUCUGCCCCUCCUCGCCGGCCACCGCCGCCGCCGUAUCCGCCUCCUCGCCGGGGAAGGGAAGACGAGCCGAUGAAGCUCGGGACCAACAGCGCGUGCGACCCCCGCGCCGUCUCUCUCCCCCCGCCCCGGGGUGGCGACGGGAGGGCCAGCGCGCCCGCUGCUUCCUCCGCGUCGGCGGCGGGGAAUCUGCCCCAGGCGGCGCCGUCGCAGCAGCAGGCCUUCUCGCUCCCGCGCCCGAAGCUGCCGCGGCUCCCGGAGUCGGAGGCCUUCGUCGGCCAGGCCCUCCACCGGCCCACGCCCGCGCGCCACCAGGGAUUUGGCUUGCAUGACGACUCGUCGGAGAGGAUGCCUCCAUUUCCUCCCAGUUCAGCAUCUCAUGCACAAGAAGAACCCCAGCAGCAGCAACCGGUGAUCAUACCCAGAAGCACUACCCUGCGCUGGAACCCCUCUCCUACAGACACUAGAUGUCGGGUUAAUGAGGACGCUGAGCGCAGGUUUCAGCUGCUGUCAGGUUCAGUGCACAAGGUGGGGAUGGUAUUGGACUCGGUACAAACUGAUGUUAUUCAGUUAAACCGAACCAUGAAGGAGGCGUCGCUUGAAUCUGGUGGUGUGCUGCAAAAGUUUGAUCUCCUAGAGGAUACACUUCAGAAAAUUAUUAAAGGACAAAAUGAUCUGAAAGUACUUGCUGAAAACAGCACGAAAAGCAACUCUGAUCAGCUGAAUGUAAUCAACUCUCGCACCAGCAAAUUGAAUGAGAUGUCUUUGGCCGUUUCAGUCUGCCCAAAACAAGUGCGAGCAGAUUUAAGGGAGCUGCAUGGUGACAUCUUUAGGGUUCUUACAAAGGACAUGGAGGGGGUUGUUAGAGAUAUCAGGUCUCUGAGUACUACGCCUGCUGUAAUGCCAAUGCUGCCAGACCAUGUGGUAGCAAAAGGAAGUCCCCUGAUGAAAAAGAUGUCUGUAGCAAACGAAAGGCCUACAAUGAACCAGACAACAGUAGCAAAAGGAAGUCCCCUGAUGAACAAGAUGUCUGUAGCAAACGAAAGGCCUACAAUGAACCAGACACCAGUAGCAAAUGGACGGCCCCUGAUGAACCAAACACCAGUGGCAAAUGGAAGCCCCAUGAUCAUCAACCAGGCUCGAGUAGGAAAUGGAAGGUCCCAGCUGAAACAAACACCAGUUACAGAUGCAAUGCCCCAGAGGGAUCUAACACCAGAGAUAAAUGGAAGGCCCCAGAAGGACCGAAUACCAUUAGCAGAUGGAUGUCCCCAUAUGGAACAAAUAACACCAACAAAACCCCUUCCUGCACGUUCCACUUAUACUACAAGGGCGUCAGUUCUGAAGCCGAAGGUAGAACAGGGUAAGGUAAAAGCAGCUCACAUGGUUGGUACAAGCUACAGGCUAGCACCUUCACAGAAAGAGGAGUUGAAUGAAAAGGUCAAUCCCCAAGAGCCAACUAAGAAGGAACCAGUUAAAAUAAUCAUCGAUUCAGAUAAUGGCAGUAAAGCGUGCACUUCCCGGAUGAUUCUGAACAUGGAGCCAGCAAACGGAAGACCUACAAUGAACCAGACACCAGUAGCAAAUGGACUACCCCUGAUGAACCAAACACCAGUGGAAAAUGGAAGCCCCAUGGUCGUCAACCAAGCUCCAGUAGGAAAUGGAAGGUCCCAGCUGAAACAGACACCGGCAACAGAUGGAACGACCCAGAGGGAUCUAACACCAGAGAUAAGUGGAACUCCCCAGAAGGACCAAAUACCAGUAGCAAAUGGAAGGCCCCAUAUGGAACAAAUACUGGCAAAAAAAACCCUUCCUGCAUGUUCCACUUAUGCUACAAGGCCAUCAGUUCUGAAGCCAGAUGUAGAACAGGGCAAGGUAAAAGCAAAUCAUAUGGUUGGUACAAGCUACAGGGUAGCACCUACACAGAAAGAGGUGUUGAAUCAAAAGGUCAAUUCUCAAGAGCCAACUAAGAAGGAACCAGUUAAAAUAAUCAUCGAUUCAGAUAAUGACAGUAAAGGGUGCACUUCCCGGGCGAUUCUGAAGAUGGAACCAGCUCACCUGAUGAAGGAAGUCGGCAGCGAGUCGGGACCGCAGCUUGUGUGGGGUGCGAGGAAGAGGAGGACGAGAAGCGAGACACUGCCCAUUGAUGCCGCCACCUUGCUGCCAGGAGAAGGGGAGAAGAGGAUGCGGGGACCUGGACCAGAUGCACAGGAGGACGAGGCUGUUCAAGCGGUUGAAGCCGCUCCAGCAAAGCGGGCUCACCGGUUCAACCCCAAGUACGAUGCGACCCUGUGGAUCACCUGCUGAGGUGGUCUGAGAAGCCACAUCGGCGCCGGGCACACUGACAAAACAAUGGUUGUUCGACUUUGGCAACAUCAAUGCACAUAGUAUCGUUUCACCUAUGACCCCCACAACUCAAACACAUUACACAUGUACACCAUAGAUGUCCAGGGAGGUAAAGUCCUUUUUUUUUUUCAACCAUUUCAACUGUUGUUUACGCGAGGUCCACAUGAGGAACAGACUGAAGAAUUGCAAAUGAGGUAUACAAGUAGCACCUGCAACAUGGUAGGCAGUGAGUUUAUUCUGUAUGCAAUCUAUGGUUCUAAGUUAAUCCACUGGCACUGGUUGCAUUGCCUCAGCUUCCUUCCUCAAACCCUCCAAUAGAGCCGACGAUAGGUACCGCUCUCCCGCGCUCGGAUGAACAGUCUGAAACAACAGGUGCAUUGUUCAGUUACUCUUCUGAAACUUCUUCAUGUUAACAUUUUUUUGGAUAA